Molecule: messenger RNA, 993 nt
Organism: Ramularia collo-cygni
Lineage: Eukaryota; Fungi; Ascomycota; Dothideomycetes; Mycosphaerellales; Mycosphaerellaceae
Product: related to COP9 signalosome subunit 4
Exons: 1
Coding region: 1-993 (330 amino acids)
Cellular component (GO): cytosol; COP9 signalosome
Molecular function (GO): protein binding
Source: RefSeq, a predicted model, not a curated record
AUGCUAACGUCAUACAACAGAACACAAAUCAUCCAGAUCCUCGCUCCAAAGGUGGUGUCGUACGAACAGCAGGACACGGAACUCAAGCUCAUUCUUGCGGAUACUUACGAAGCGGACAACGACUUCAUCAACUCGGCCAAGACACUCCAAACCAUUGCACUCGAAUCUUCCCAGCGAACUGUCAGCGAUGACGAAAAGGCCAAAGUGUGGAUGCGAAUCUGCCGAUGCUACCUGGAGGAGGACGAUCCCACCAACGCUCUCACCUACCUGAACAAGAUCAAGCAAAUCAUUUUCAGCGUGACCGAUCAGCCCACCCGUUUACAAUUCCAACUUUGUCAGGCUCGGAUCAGCGAUUCGCAGCGCAACUUCCUCGACGCCUCUGCAGCAUAUCUCACUCUAUCCAACGAAGCUGUCAUUGAUGAGGAAGAGCGCUUGCAGGCACUUUCAGCCGCCAUUACUUGCGCCGUACUAGCGCCUGCUGGCCCGCUUCGUGGUCGUCAACUCGCCAAGCUGUACAAGGAUGAGCGUACAUCCGACACGCCAGAGUACAGUAUACUGGAGAAGAUCUUCCUCGAUCGUAUCCUUGCACCAUCCGAAGUUGCUGCAUUUGCAGCCAACCUCAAAGACCACCAACUCGCCAAGACGUCUGAUGGCAGCACUGUUCUCGACAAGGCAGUUCUGGAGCACAAUCUCCUGGCGGUUUCAAGAAUCUACGCAAACAUCUCCUUCCAGAACCUUGGUGGACUGCUUGGUGUGGAUGCUGACAAGGCAGAAGUGUAUGCUUCUACMAUGAUCGAGAGCAAUCGUCUGUCCGGAUCGAUCGAUCAAAUCGCAGGCGUGAUUCACUUCAACACCAAGGAGAGUGGUCUUGCCAAGAUGGAUCUUCGUGCAUGGGAUACGAAUGUGCAGAACCUUGCCGAGGAAGUAGAGAAAGUCACGACGCUGAUUCAGAGGGAAGAACCGGCGUGGUAUGAGCAGCAUGUCGCUGCUUGA